AUGGGAAGGCAUGAAUUCAAACAUAAUCGAGUAGUUGCAAAAAGUACGAAUUGCAACAUCUAUACGAUUCGUUUACAACAAGCGAGGCGAGGUAUUCGACUCGAUUCUGUAAACACUUUAAGCAGAUGGGUAAAACAGACUCUUGCAUCGGCGGGUGUCAACACAACACUUUUUACGCCUCAUUCAGUCAGGCAUGCGGCUACCUCAACGGCGUUAAGAAAAGGCGUUUCCGUAGAUAGUAUAUGUAAAACAGUUGUUUUGACUGUAUUUUAGAAUAGUCCCGUGUCUCGUCAUCCGGGGAAAUAAUCCUUCAAUAUUCUCAACGCAAACUGACUUCGCUUGAAUCAAAUCGGUCAACUGAAG
This is a messenger RNA of Acanthoscelides obtectus, 363 nucleotides long. Lineage: Eukaryota; Metazoa; Arthropoda; Insecta; Coleoptera; Chrysomelidae. The record is from the annotation of a GenBank genome assembly.